GGGGCGGGCGGCCCCGGGGCCGGGCAGCUGUGCUGCCUGCGGGAGGAGGGCGAGCGGUGCGGCCGCGCCGCCGGCAACGCCAGCUUUAGCAAGAGGAUCCAGAAGAGCAUCUCGCAGAAGAAGGUGAAGAUCGAGCUGGACAAGAGCGCGAGACACCUUUAUAUCUGUGACUUCCACAAAAACUUAAUUCAGAGUGUGAGAAAUAGAAGGAAGAGAAAAGGCAGUGAUGACGAUGGUGACUCACCAGUGCAAGACAUCGACACUCCCGAGGUUGAUUUAUAUCAGUUACAAGUGAACACACUUCGAAGGUACAAAAGACACUUCAAGCUACAGACCAGACCGGGACUUAACAAAGCACAGCUUGUUGAAAUAAUUGGCUGCCAUUUUAGGACAAUUCCAGUGAAUGAAAAGGACACCUUAGCGUAUUUCAUCUACUCGGUCAAGAAUGACAAGAACAAACCAGACCUAAAGAUGGAUAGCAGUGUUCAUUAGGCAGGGAAGACUGGGACUGAGACUCAGGCCACAAAUCAAAAGACUGAGGGUUUUUGUUGAUAUGCAAAAGCUUUCUUUGUAACCUUUUGUCCCCAGAGAGUUUCUCUGUUUUAUUUUUUCAUAACCUUGAUGAUUUGAGAACCAUCUCUUAUGAAACAAAUUUCCUCACAAACUAUUUUAAAUAAAUAUUACUGAUAUUGUUGCUCAA
Messenger RNA from Lagopus leucura (white-tailed ptarmigan), 700 nucleotides. It is a transcript of the gene SAP30, whose product is annotated as Sin3A associated protein 30. The record is from RefSeq and is a predicted model, not a curated record. Gene Ontology annotation, molecular function: transcription coregulator activity; protein binding. Gene Ontology annotation, biological process: regulation of DNA-templated transcription. Lineage: Eukaryota; Metazoa; Chordata; Aves; Galliformes; Phasianidae. The annotation marks the transcript as partial. The transcript has 4 exons. Gene Ontology annotation, cellular component: histone deacetylase complex.